UCCAGACACACAUACACACACACUCCUCAGUGGAGAGUCUGCAGUGUGCUGCCAGUCUGUGAGCUGGAGAGACACUCUGACGACACACAAGAGAAAUCUUCAAAAACAAAACUUCGGUGGCAACUUUUUGCAAUUUUUUUUUUUUACCAACUGUGGAUGUAAAUGCAAGUCCUACCUUUUGCAUUUCUUGUUUCCUCUGAGGUCUGAUUUAUUUCCACAGAAAGCUGCGAUGCUUUCAUUCUACCUCUUGACUUUUGCUGUCUCCAUCCAAGCCCACAACCAGCUGUUGCCAGGCUCAUGCAACUUUGAGUCCAACACCUGUGAAUACACAUCAGAUGCAGGCUUUACAAGUUGGACCCUGCACAAAGAUGGCCGUUUUGUUGCAGUGGACGCAGCCACGGACGAUGAACAGGAUGAUGAGAUAGGUGCAGAUGUCAGACCACAAGCGAAAGAGAUCACAGGGGUCCUGCUGAGCCCCACUCUGGACCAGGGAGAGUGGAGCUGCCUGAGGCUAGUCUACCAGAUCAGUGGGUCGGGAAGCCUGGAGGUCCUGCAGCGCACGGAGGGAAAGAGCUUUGACAGGCCACUAUGGAGCAGCCAGGCGCCCUCUGACAGCUGGGUCAUCUCAAGCAUGGAUCUGCAGAACAAUACUGAACCUUACAGGAUUGUCAUCGAAGGUAAACCCGGACAGAGCGCUGGGAGCAGCGUGGCCAUCUUUGAGAUCCACAUAAGCCCCGGAUACUGUCUGGAGUGUGAUUUUGAGGAGUCUCACCUGUGUGGAUACAGUAAUCAGUGGAACGCCAAUGUGAACUGGUAUGUGGGAGGAGGUGGGGUCCAGGUGCUUAACAACAACAUACCAAAUGACCACACAUACAACAAUAAGACAGGUCACUUGAUGUAUGUGGAUUCCAUCUACGCCAAGACUUUCAAAGAAGUGGCCAAGCUGGUGUCUCCCAUGACGAAGGUGCCCAUUUCUGGGUGUCUGAGCUUUCAGUACCAGCGAAGCGAGGAAAGAGGGAACCUGUUCUCUGUUUUCACCAGGGACCCACUGGGUCAGUACCAGGAGCUGUGGAGAGCAGGCACAGAAAGCCAGAAUGAGUGGAGCGGGACGCUUGGAGAAUGGAUACCUGUGCAGGUGGACCUGAAGGCACCAUACUCCAUACAGGUGGUCUUUGAAGUGGCCUUUAACAGUCAGAGAGGCGGACGUGUGGCAAUUGAUGACAUUUCCUUUUCUCCAGAGUUUUGCAGCACAGACACUGAGCCGAACUUUGACCCCUCCAUCGCCAACUGUGACUUCGAGUCAGGUCUCUGCCAGUACAGCCAGGACCAGAUGGGGUCACCGUGGAGGAGAGUAUCCGUGAAGCCCAACAUAUUUAGGAAUGGAGACCACACCACAGGGGCAGGAUCUUUCCUGUUGGCUCACUCCCGGCUGAGUCCACAAUCUGGUUACGUUAGCCACCUGAUCGGUCCAACUCUGCCUGGGAACAUGAAGUACUGCCUGAGAUUCUACUUUUCCCUGAGGGGUUUCAACCAGACAGAUCGGGCUCUUGCUGUGUAUCUGCAGCAACGGAACAACAGCCAGGAGAAGAUCUGGACUCAGGCAGAGAAGUCCAGAGGAAUCUGGAUUGCAGCGGAUGUUACCUUCCAAACGUCACAGCCUGCCAAGGUGGUUUUCAUUAGCACCUGCAGGAGCUUCUGGGACUGCGGUUCUGUGGCUUUGGACGACAUCAGCGUGAACCUCGGAGACUGUGAGCUGACAGCAGGUUCGUUGUUGUCGUCUCUCUCUGGACACUGUGACUUUGAAGCCGGUCUGUGCGGUUACACUCAGGACAAGCAGAGUGAUGAUGCUGACUGGGAGUUGAGGAGAGGACCCACCCCGACCUCAUACACCGGGCCAAGAGGAGAUCACACCACAGGACUUGGAUACUAUCUGCACAUGGAGGCAUCGCCCCUACUGCCCGGUCAGAGUACCCGGCUGCUGUCCCGCCCUCUGAGGGGCUCCAGGGGCCUUCAGUGUCUGCGCUUCUACUACCACAUGUACGGCUCGGGCACGGGCCAGCUAAGCGUUCACCUUGGCAAGGACGGAGAGGACGUGUUGCUGUGGCAACGGAGCGGCGAGCAGAGCAUCGCCUGGCUGAGGGCCACGGUGGAGUACCAGAGUGACAGCCAGCAUCAGAUUGUGUUUAAAGCGAUCAGGGGUUCAUCAGUGAGGAGUGACAUCGCCAUCGAUGACAUUAUCUUGGAAGGUGGACCUUGUCCAGCAGUGGAAAUCAAGUCCAACGUGGGAAGCUCCAAUGAGAUCGAGUAGAAGACAAGAGGAGAGCAGCUGUGUAGGAUGCAUGAACCCUCUUUUGUUUUUUUGUUUUUUUUUGCACAUUUCAGACUCCUGACUCCUCUGAAAAUGUAGGGAUGCGGGUAAAAUGCAAACUUUUCAUGUAGUUCUGUUUUCAUGGAUCAACACAUAUCAGUUGUGUCAUAGUCAGCAUUUCUCUCUGCGCUGUAGUAACAGAGAGUGUGUUAAACUGUGUUUUUCUUCACAUUUAUUUGCAUUAGAUUAAUGCUCAUUGCUCCAAAUAAAGCGAGAAGGUUAUUCAACAUUAAA
Molecule: messenger RNA, 2602 nt
Organism: Larimichthys crocea (large yellow croaker)
Lineage: Eukaryota; Metazoa; Chordata; Actinopteri; Sciaenidae
Product: MAM domain-containing protein 2
Exons: 15
Coding region: 230-2308 (692 amino acids)
Cellular component (GO): membrane
Source: RefSeq, a predicted model, not a curated record